Molecule: messenger RNA, 3167 nt
Organism: Monodelphis domestica (gray short-tailed opossum)
Lineage: Eukaryota; Metazoa; Chordata; Mammalia; Didelphimorphia; Didelphidae
Product: zinc finger protein 527-like
Biological process (GO): regulation of DNA-templated transcription
Source: RefSeq, a predicted model, not a curated record
AGCAGCUGAAGAGGGGCGGGGCCUUCUCCUUCCUUCUUCCUGUGGCUCUUUUCUCCUGCAGACCCCCAAUAAGUCUCACUCCUCUGCCUUGGCUAAGGAGACUAACCCUAAUCCUCGGGAUCCUCUUCCCCCUCCUUUUCUGCAAGAGUGCGGAGGAGGAGAAGAGAGUAUUUUUGUGUCUCCCCCAUCCAGCCCCGGAACCACGGGCAGCGCAGAGGCCUCUGGGAAGCAGGAAGCCGGAAGUCACGAUUGUGCCCAGUCGUCCCCACCUCCUGGGCUUCCAAAGACUUUCCCGCCUUGUUUCUGUAUCCCCCCGCGCACCCCACGGAAUGAACGGGUUAGAGCCGGGAGCCCCAGGCAGCGUGGACCCCCGGGUGGGCCCGAGUCCGAAUUCUUCUUUUUGCCAGUCUCUUUGGGGCAGACCAACUCUCUGUGCCUCCUUGAGGCUAAUUCCUGGAGACCGCAGAUCAGCCCAAAGUCGGGAGCCCCUCCCCCAGGUGUUUCCCUCCUUUCCUUCUACCUCAGACAGGAGAGAGUCUGAGUCUGAGUGACUGCCAACUGCCAGACACCAACUGCCACACCCGGAGAGCGUAACUGUCACAGCAAACCGGCCAGCCUCGAAGCUGACAGUCUCAGCUCUGUCUGAAACUCCAAUUCUUUCUCAAGCCAGCUUCUCUACUUCUCUCUAAACUAAUGUAAGGAGUGCUGUUUUCUGUCAUCAUCCUUAUCAGCUGGAGGAGCUGUUUUUGGACUCCCCCCCUCCCCCAAGUUCAGGCCUCCUCAUUCUGGGAAGGAGACAAGACCAGAUCCUGCUCCCCUCAGGGUGCUCCCAGUUCUUGGUUUGACCUCUGGGAGAGUCAGGCACAGGAUUAACUCAGAUGGCCCAAGGAAAUGGCAAAGAACUCCAGUCUCUGCCCAGAAAACCCCGAAGGAGGGAAAGAAGUUACCAAAGCAAGAACAGGGAGUCUGGAGUCCCAGGGAAUGGCCUUUGAGAGGGACAGACUCCCAGCCCAGGUGGUGGUAACAUUCAAGGAUGUGGCUGUGGACUUCACCCAGGAGGAGUGGCGUCUCUUGACCCCUCCCCAGAAGGUGCUCUACAGGGAGGUGAUGCUGGAGAAUGCCCAGAACCUGCUCUCUGUGGGGCUUGCACUUCCCAGAGCAGAUGUGAUCUCUUAUUUGGAGCAAAAGGAAGCCCCAUGGAUGCUGGAGGAAGAAGGCCUGAAGAGCUCCUGUACAGAAGAAGAGAUCAGACCUGAAAUGAAAGUGACUCCAAAAGAAGUGAGCCUUUCUUUGGAAUAUAGUGACCAACAGAAAUUCAUGAGUGAUGGUCUGGAUGAAUUACCUUGGAGAGAAUUAUGUGUCAAAUUUCAAAAUUCGUCCUUUAUUGAACAUCAAAGUAUGCACAUUGAGAAAAAAAUCUAAUGAAUGUCUUCAGUGUGGAAAGACUUUUAUGCAUGGGGCCAGUCUUGCUGGACAGUGUAGAAUCCACAGUGGGGAGAAACCUUAUGAAUGCAAGCAGUGUGGAAAGAAAUUCAGUCACAGAUCCAACCUUGAUACACAUCAGAGAAUCCACAGUGGGGAGAAACCUUAUAAAUGCAAACAGUGUGGAAAGACAUUCAGACUUAGCUUUUCUUUUGUUAUACAUCAAAGAAUCCACCAUGGGGGGAAAUUUUAUGAAUGCAAACAAUGUGGAAAGACAUUCAGUUGUAGCUCUUAUCUUGCUAUACAUCAGAGAAUCCACCGUGGGGAGAAACCUUAUGAAUGCAAGCAGUGUGGAAAGGCAUUCAGGCAAAGAGCCCACCUUGAUACACAUCAGAGAAUGCACAGUGGUGAGAAACCUUAUGAAUGCAAACAAUGUGGAAAGACAUUCAGUCAGAGAGCCCACCUUGAUACACAUCAGAGAAUCCACAGUGGUGAGAAACCUUAUGAAUGCAAGCAAUGUGGAAAGACAUUCAGUUGUAGCUCUUAUUGGGCUGUACAUCAGAGAAUCCAUAGUGGAGAGAAACCUUAUGAAUGCAAGCAAUGUGGAAAGGCAUUCAGUCGUAGAUCUUAUCUGGCUGUACAUCAGAGAUUUCACAGUGGGGAGAAACCUUAUAAAUGCAAGCAAUGUGGAAAGACAUUCAGUCAGAGAUCCGACCUUGAUAGACAUGAAAGAAUCCACAGUGGGUUGAAACCUUAUGAAUGCAAGCAAUGUGGAAAGACAUUUAGUCAGAGAUCCCACCUUGAUAGACAUAAGAGAAUCCACAAGGGGUAGAAACCAUAUGAAUGGAAACAAUGCGAAAAGAUACUCAAUUGUAGCUUUUAUCUGGCUGUGCAUCAGAGAAUCCACAGUGGGGAAACAUCAGUUGAGUGCAACCAGUGUGGAGAGACAUUCAGUCACAGAUCCAACCUUGAUACAGAUCAGAAAAUCCACAGUGGGGAGAAAACUUAUGAAUACAAUCACUGUGGAAAGACAUUUAGUUAUAAUUUUGAUCUUAAAAAAAACAAAACAAACCAGAAUCUCCACAGUGUGGAGAAACCUUAAGAAUGCAAGUGGUUUUGGGACAUUCAUUUGGUGCUUUUAUCUUUUCCAACAUUAGAGAAUACACUAUCCUGAGGAAUUCUAUGAAUGCACAUGUUAAAGAGAUGUCCUUAAUCUCUCCUGUGUCAAGUGGCUAUAAAGGAAACUUUCUAAGAAAAAUCUGAACUGAGAGUCAAUGAGCCAGAGCUGAAGAUUCUAUUAUAAAGGAGAUCAGGACUGAGGAGAUGAAGUAGACUGCCAUCUGAAAGGAAGUGAGGGGGGUCAGUUGAUCAAUGAAGAGAAGAAGGAAGUAUCUAUGGACAGUUGAGGGUAUUUUGCCACUGGGAUAUCUUGAGAACAAGAGGUCUGUCUCUUGAGGCAAAGGGCUACUGGCAGUUGGGCUUCUAUAGAAAAUUGAAUGAGUAUUCACUGUUGCUUUAAGGAGUUAGGGAGUUGGUGAACAAUUUGUAGACUAAAAUAGAUUAGUCCUGGUGUGUCAGGCAGAACCUAUACUGAGAGUUUAGUUUUUAGAGAAUUUUAAGAAAUAUUAAGAAUUUCAGUUAUAUUUAUUUGGUGUAGGUAUGGUAUAGGACUAUGAUAUAUGAGUAGCAAUCUCUCUUCUAUCUACCUGUAUUUCUUUUUUAAAUUAAAGAAAGUUUCUGUUAAA